Molecule: messenger RNA, 1380 nt
Organism: Lodderomyces orthopsilosis Co 90-125
Lineage: Eukaryota; Fungi; Ascomycota; Pichiomycetes; Serinales; Debaryomycetaceae
Product: pepsin-like aspartic protease
Exons: 1
Coding region: 1-1380 (459 amino acids)
Biological process (GO): proteolysis
Molecular function (GO): aspartic-type endopeptidase activity
Source: RefSeq, a predicted model, not a curated record
AUGUCUCAUGAUGUUUAUUGUAUUAGCUAUGGCUACUAUAGUUGGAAAAGAGAUGCUAAAAACGUUUUUAGUGCAGGAAGAAACUUUGCUUUUGAGGAAGAUAGUGAGAAUGAUGAAAAUACGAUUGAAGAGAGAGAUGCUGAUGGGUCUCGGGGAUUCAUACACGACAAACGUGAUUCCAGUUCAGACUUGGACUCACUUAUAACAGAGUCUCCUAAAAGCAUUGAGUCACCAACGCCUGGUGGUGGGAAUUUAUACAGCCAUGAAUCCACUAGCAGUAGCUAUAAUCGUGCAAGUAAAUGUACUUCAUAUGGCUCAUUCAAUACUGAUAAUUCAGAUACAUUUAUGCAAAAUGAUACUAUUACGUUCAACAUUACUUACGCUGAUGGUUCAUAUGCAUCAGGAAAUUAUGGACGCGACACAAUUAAGAUUGACAAGUUUUCAGUACCCGAUGUGAGCUUUGCUGUUGUAAAUGAAUCUUCAAGUGAUAUUGGUGUGUUGGGAAUUGGUUUACCAGGAUUGGAAGUGACAAACAUGGAUGUUCAGGACUCUCCUUACAUGUAUGAAAAUUUGCCUAUGAAGAUGAAGUCAGAAGGCAUCAUUAACAAAGCAGUCUACUCCUUAUACUUGGAUCAAUCUGAUGCCAAAACUGGUUCCAUAUUGUUUGGUGCUGUUGACCAUGCAAAGUACGAAGGUACCUUGGAAACUUUGCCAUUGGUGAACCCAUACUCAAGCUACGAUUAUCCAGUCAAGUUUGAUGUUACGGUUGGUAAACUUGCAGUAACCAAGAAAGGAGACACGGUUGACGUUCUUACAUCAAAUGAGACUGCUGUUCUAGAUUCAGGUUCAACUUUAUCAUAUUUGCGCCACUCCCAGAAAAAGAAAAUUGCAGAUACUUUAGAUGCAAAGUAUUCGUAUUCUGCUGAUGCCUACAAGUUAGAUUGUGACUACCUAGACUCUGACGCCACUUUGGAUAUUACAUUUGGAAGCAAGACAAUUAAAGUACCUAUAUCAGAGUUGAUAAUGCAAUCAUCUUCAGGUAAAGAAUGCUAUUUGGGGAUUUUCGACAUGCCACUGCAAGCUUCUUACGUCAUACUUGGUGAUAAUGUGUUGAGAAGUGCAUACAUCGUUUAUGAUGUUGAAGAUUAUGAAGUCCAUAUUGGUCAGGUAUAUUAUACUGAUGAUGAAGACAUUGAAAUUGUCCAAGAUAAUGUUCCUACUGAUGGGGGUCAAAAUUCAACUAAAGUAUGGACUGGAAGUGGUAGAGCAGGAUCAGGCACAUCUUUGGAUGAUUAUGGUAAUGGCGGAGUGAGAGAAUGUACCUUGACACGGAGUAAUUUGCUUCUCUGGUUGUUGGUCCCCUUGUGCUGGUUGUUGUAG